Messenger RNA from Lepus europaeus (European hare), 1019 nucleotides. It is a transcript of the gene IL20, whose product is annotated as interleukin 20. The record is from RefSeq and is a predicted model, not a curated record. Lineage: Eukaryota; Metazoa; Chordata; Mammalia; Lagomorpha; Leporidae. Bases 383 to 946 code for a protein of 187 amino acids. The transcript is spliced from 6 exons.
UCUGCACAACUUUCCCCAGGUGUUUGGUGGCCCAGCCACCGCUUCUGUGAAAUUCUGUUUUCCCCUGGUCCCCCUGUGAGUCUAAGGGGACCAGAGCACAAACGACGUUGGCAUUCUGUAAGGGAAGGCUGGAUGCGUCAAUCCCCAAAACAAGUUUUGACAUUGCUCCGGAAAUGUCAUCCUGCAUGCGUGCACCGCAAGCGCCUGCUGCUCCAGGCCGUCCCUGCUGGGCAAUGACGGGCAGCCGGGGCCGGGGACAGCAUAAAUGAGCCGGGAUCUGUAGCACCAGCUCACUCAGUCCCUGCUGCAGGCACCAGGCGGGUUCUCUCCAGGGGAGGAGCAGCAGUGUGUUACUCCCGUGACUCCAGCCCGCAGCCGUACGAUGAGAGCCGCGGGACUUGCCUUUGGCUUUCUCUGUGCUGUGUCCCAUCUCCUCUGGGCUGCUUCCACGGGGCUCAGAACACUGCAUCUGGGAAGCUGUGUGAUCGCCACAGACCUCCAAGAGAUACAGAGUGGAUUUUCUGAGCUUCGGCACAGCGUGCAGGCCAAAGAUGACAUCACUGACAUCAGAAUCUUAAGGAGGACGGAGUCUUUGCAGGACACAAAGCCCAAGGGCCGGUGCUGUCUCCUCCGCCAUUUGCUGAGGCUCUAUAUGGAGAGAGUGUUCAAUAACUACCCAGCCCCUGACUAUCACACUGUCCGAAAGAUCAGCAGGCUCGCCAACUCCCUUCUCACCAUCAAGAAGGACCUUCGGCUUUGCCAUGCCAACAAAAAAUGCCAUUGUGGGAAGGAAGCAACGGAGAAGUACAGUCAGAUUCUGCGUCAAUUCGAACAGCUGGAGCCCCAGGCAGCCGUCGUGAAGGCCCUGGGGGAACUGGACAUCCUGCUGCGAUGGAUGGAGGAGACAGCAAUGGAUGGAGGAGACAGCGAAGCAGGGAGGUACUGAUGCCUGGCCGAGGGUCCCCUGCCCAAUCGCCACGGAGGCAGAACCCCGAACCACCCUCUUCCGAUUCACUCAG